Molecule: messenger RNA, 444 nt
Organism: Sugiyamaella lignohabitans
Lineage: Eukaryota; Fungi; Ascomycota; Dipodascomycetes; Dipodascales; Trichomonascaceae
Gene: MRPS35
Product: mitochondrial 37S ribosomal protein MRPS35
Exons: 1
Coding region: 1-444 (147 amino acids)
Biological process (GO): mitochondrial translation
Cellular component (GO): mitochondrial small ribosomal subunit
Molecular function (GO): structural constituent of ribosome
Source: RefSeq, a predicted model, not a curated record
AUGAGAAAAAUGAAUACAGUUAUGAAAUCCAUCUUUACCAGCAUCAAGACUGACCGCGACACCGGGCUGCCUUUUGAACCAGUCGACAACAUGACGGAAAUUCCAAUUCCCGAAGAAACCCGCCAUCAAAGAUUCAUGAGUAUUGCUGAAAGUGAGCCAUUUGGGCCUGUUGACGCUGCUGAAGCGCUUGGAAUUGAACCUGCUGCUGUAACGCUAGAAAAAUUGACUCAGCAUGAUUCGAUUGAGGAGACAUCAAAAUCAUCCUCUACUAAGACCAGUAAGCUCUCAUUCUUUGCUCCAGUCUUGGAGGGUGAAAGAACAGCAUUCCGUUUCACAGAUGCCAAGGUAGGGGAAGUUGGUUACAGAUAUGGCGCAUCAAAAGACGAUCGUCGUCAUGCUAGAAAAGUCAAGUACCAACCAUCAGGUAAGAUGGUAUGGGCAUAG